Molecule: messenger RNA, 7464 nt
Organism: Anopheles funestus (African malaria mosquito)
Lineage: Eukaryota; Metazoa; Arthropoda; Insecta; Diptera; Culicidae
Gene: Ptip
Product: PAX-interacting protein 1
Exons: 4
Coding region: 525-6521 (1998 amino acids)
Cellular component (GO): MLL3/4 complex
Source: RefSeq, a predicted model, not a curated record
GUUCCGCCAUGUCAAAUGUUCCGCUGUCCAAAAUGUCAUGAAAUUUUCAAAGCCGAAAAGAAAAAGAUCAAGCGCGUCGAAAAGUGAUAAGUUUUGGUGUUCGUUUCACCGUAGAAUCACUUGCAGAAAGGUUCCUUUAUACCGCCAUAAGUUAUAUUAAACCCAACAAACCAUUUCCAUUGGAUUACAAUGGGCCAAAAUUAUGAUACGUUUGCUGGUCGCGAGUGAGUUUUAUGGUGUUGUUUUGCAUGCCAUCAAGAUGGAUAAGAUGCUGUGAGGGUUUGAGGGUGGUUGAAAGCAUUUCGCUCCCCGUUCUUGUUCUGUUCGAUACCUGCCACACAGCAUAUACAAACAAAAACCCUAAUGGUAUAGUGUGCAGUUCUUAAUUCGGAACGGUCUGUUUCCUUGCGCCUUGCAAUAUUACAUGUCAGCGAAAUUGUAUGCCUCAAAGCAGCAGAAAACUAGUUUAUGCACUUUUGUGCGCGUGUGAAACUAAAAUAUUCGAUAAAAAAUUUGCAUGAAAAAUGAAUCCCGACUCGGGGUCUGUUGCGAUUAAUUUGGAGAGUCUCCAGAUAAAGGAUGAUUUGUUUAAAAGCGUGAAGUGCUUCAUUACGGGAACGCUUGAUCCGAAGAUAACCAAACUACUCGAAGAUGGUGGUGUGUCUCUUUCGAAAUUCAUGGACUUCAGCACACAUGUCGUGUGUGGGGAAAACUACGACGAAAAUGACAUAACUGAAGCCGGGGAGCUGUACGACAUACCGUCAGUAACCGAGGCCUGGGUAGUGGCAUCUGCUCGAUUGGGUCGGCUGGCCUCGACGAAGGCUUAUUUUCCAUUAAAGUCGGGAAUAUUUUGCGGUCUUCGGUUUGCCGUAACACAGGUAGAUUUACGCGAUCUGCGUAAACUAUACUCGGUGUUAACCUUUCAUGGCGGCACGUUCAGCACUCGACUAGAUCGUACCGCUACGCAUCUAGUCUGUGGUAGCGCUCGAGGUCCGGCCUACACUAAAGCACUUUCCUGUGGCACGAGUGUGCAAAUAGUAACACCGGACUGGGUGGCGGACUGUUUAAAAACAAGUAGUCUAAAACCGGUGGCUGUGUAUCACCCGAGACUGUUACGAGAACAGGUGUACUUCAAACAGACAGCAUCAAUGGGUGGUGCGAAAGGGACAACGGAAAAGCAAACUAUAAACAACAUUUUAGGAUUCGAUUUUGAGGAAGGAAUCGCUAAAACAGAAGUUCCUACGAAUGGUAAAAAAGAUGAUCCCAAAGCCCGGCCGAUCUCGGGGACAGAGAGUGUUGCGAAACAGGCGUCACCAGUGCAGAAACAGUCGACCAGUGGGGCAAACAUAAGCCAUCUCCAAUCGACUCCUCCUCGGUUUGUUAGGGCACAGGGUCAGCAGCAACAGUUGCAACAGCAACAAUCUCCUCGCGUCCGUGGACCUGGGCCACAAAGUUCGAACGUGCAACAACAACAGCAGCAGCAGCAGCAACAGUUGCAAAAAGCUUUACAACAACAGCAGCAACAACAACAACAGCAGCAGCAGUUGCAACAGCUACAACAGCAACAGCAAUUGCAGCAACAGCAACAACAACAACUACAGCAGCAACAACAAAUGCAGCAACAGCAGCAGUUACAGCAACAACAGGUUACAAUGAAUACUCCAAAUACCAAUAUAUUACAGCAAUCCUUACAACAACCGCAGCAGAACUCGCAAACGAUGCAGCAAACGAAUAUGAAUUUUCAAACAACAACGACGCCUGGCGGAACAAUUAUACAGCAAAUAAUACAAACUCCCGUUCAGAACACUUUGCAACAAGGUCAGCAACAGCAAACCCAAGCAGGAAAGCAAAACAUACAAGUUUUGUAUAAGAGCGGGUUGAAUCAGCAGCAGCAGCAGCAGCAACAGCAAGGUGGUCAAACUCAAAUGCAGCAACCACAAUACAGUCAGGCUACUGUUACCACUACGCAGACUGGUCCGGACGGACAGCAGAAGCAGAUCGUACGGCAAAUUACGAUAAAUCAAUCUCAGCUUCAACAGCAACAACUGCAACAACAGGGACAGCAAACGAUGCAGGUGUCCCAGGCGCAACCGCUCCAGCAGCAAAUUAUACAGGUCCAGCGUACUGGCUUGAAUGCACAGGGAACGCAACAGCAAAUGCAAUUCCAGCAGAGCAAUCUAGUGGCCACCUCGUCUUCGUCUGCAGGGCCAGGACAGAUAACGAUGAUGGGAAAUAGCGGUGCGCAAGCUUCAAGCGGACAACCAGUUGGUCAACCGAAGUUUAUACAGCAGACGAUAAUUCACCAGCCGAUGGGAGCGAAUUAUCAAACCGUAACGAAACAGGUGGUUUUGGAGCAACAGUCGCAGGAUCAGCAUCAAGGACAGUCUGCGUUACAACAGCAGGUGCAAAUACAAUCGAUGCAACAACAGCCACAACAGCAGCAGCAGCAGCAACAGCAACAGCAGCAGCAUCAGUUGCAACAGAUGCAGCAGCAACAAAUGAAAACGGGACAACCGCAGGUUGUUCAAAGAAUCGUACAACAGCAAGUCUUUCAAGGGUCGCCAGGAUCUUCACAAUCCGGUGGACAAAAUAUUGUUAUCAUUAACCAAUCGACUAAUCAGCAGCAAAUUAUAUCUGGCGCUGGAAUGCAACAGAUGAAUCCGCAGCAACGUUUGCAGUACAUGCAACAGAUUCAGCAGCAACAAAAACAGCAGCAGAUAAUAGUCAGCACUGCUGGUCCUAUGACCUCGAAUACUCAGCAGCAGCAGCAGCAGCAGCAACAGAUAAUGCAACAGCGAAGUAUUGUCACAUCGCAGGAUGGUGGGAACGGGGGUCAAUCCGUGAUGUUGCAACAAAGGCCACAACUGCAACAACAUCAGCAAAGUUCUCCCAUGAUACAAGGGCAGCAACCGCAACAACAGCAGCAGGUAUCGAUACAGGGGCAACAGGCACCGAUGCAGCAGCAAAUCAUUCAAACUAAUGCCGGUGGACAACCGCAGACAAUAGUGGUGCAGCAGCAGCAACAACAACCGUCACAGAAUACGAUCGUACAACAAGGUGCCAUGGUACAGCAGCCACAACAGCAACAGUUAAUUAUAAAUCAGCAGCAAAUCAUACAACAAACGGUAGUGCCUAAUCAGCAGCUUCAGCAGCAGCCACCACAGCAACAGCAACAGAUAAUACAACAAACUAUUGGACCUAACGGCACACCACAGAUGGUGCAACAGCAGCAGCAGCAGCAACAGCAACUUCAAACAGGAGGUAUACAGCAACCAAUUAUGCAGCAACAAAUUCUGGCUUCUAAUGGAGGCCAACAACAGCAGCAGCAGCAGCAGCAACAACAACAGAUGAUGGUUGUUGGUAACGCUGGUGAGCAACAGAUGCUUCAAGCUGGUCUUGGAGGGAACGAAAUGAUGCAGCAACAGGUACAGCAACCACAGACGCCAACCCAACCAGCAGGUACACCCCAACCUCAGUGGACUCCACAAAGCCCCUUGCAACAGCAGACUCCCCCCGGAACGUCUUUUCACACACAAUCACCACAGGCACAAAUGCAGCAAUCUCCAGUCCAGCAGCAGCAGCAGCAACAGCAGCAAGGAACAUCCAUGAUACCUGCUGGAGCGACAAUUGUACAGCAAACGAUAGUACAAUCCCCCCAAGGGUUAGCACCCGGUCAGCCACAAUUCAUUCGCACCACCGUUAGACCGCAAAUGCAGCGCCAACUCAUCCAGCUUGAUCCGCAGGCAAGAGAAGAGCUGAUGAAACUAGAUCCUGCCGGGCAGCAGGAGUACAUCAGCCGACUGCAAGCCAAGCACAGUUUGAUGCAGCGUCAGCAAGCUGCAUUCCAGGGACGGCCGGGACAUCCGGGUGCACAUCCCGGUGCACGGCAGCAGAUUGUCAUACGCAGUCCAAUGCCACCCGGCUUGAACCAGCAGCAACAAGUUCGAUGGUUGCAUCAUCAGCAGCAACAGCAAUUACAACAGCAGCAGCAGCAGCAACAGCAACUACAAAACGCUCGUCAAGUUGUUGUGCGGCAACCCGGUGCACCGGGACUGAGCCCAAUCACGCAGCAAACUGUUGGGCCCGGACCGGCUAUGGGAACAUCCUAUCCGAUCGAUCCGAAUGCGACACCCGCCCAGCAGCAACAGCAGCGUUUGCAGCAGCAUCGUCUACUCCAGAUGCAGCUACAGCGCGAACAGGUGCAGAAAAAUCAGCAACAGGCAGCAGCUGCUGUUGCAGCACAGGCACAAGCUGGAUCAUCGCCUCUACAAGGCCAAAUGAUGUCGCCUCGCACGGCCGGAGGAUUCGCGCCGGAAGUGGUAGUAGGAGCGGAUGGAAGUACGAUGGUGGUACAACAGCAGCCCCUUGUUGGGCCGCAAACAGGAACACAGCCAGCAGUUCCUUCGCAAACACCGAUCGAUGGUACGGGCAAUUCUGUGGGAUCGAUACAGGCACAGCAACAGAUGCAAAACAAGACGAAAACUGCACUUGCAAAUAUGUUGUCUAGCCGGUUGGGCAAUGGUGGAACGGCACCGCCAGGUAGCACUACCACAUUGGUUGAUGGUAGUCAGAGUGGUCAGAGCGGAGCGAGUGGAGAACCUUCCGCGGCCGGUACGUUACGGUUGAUGACAGCGCAACAUAAUGCCGCAUUACAGCAACAGACGAUGGGACGCUCACCCCAGGAGUUGCUUGCACUUCAGCAGCAACAGCAGCAGCAGCAACAACAACAGCAAGUCCAGCAACAACAACAACAACAACAACAGCAACAACAAGUCCAGCAGCAGCACGUUCAGCAACAGGUGCAUCAACAGCAAGUUCAUCAGCAGCAAAUCGUUCGCCGUACAUUGGGUAACAUAACCAAUAGCGGAAUGCCGGUUGCCGGCGGUCCGAUGGUGGUCGGUCCAUCCGGUGGUCCUGUAGUCGUUCAAACGGCUGGAGGUGGUCCCGGCAUCAUCCCGAUACCGCCCGGAGCCGGUGUCCCGGGCGUGAUGAUGCAGAAAGGUGGCCCAGCCCAAUUCAGUCCAGGACGGCCCACACCAUUACCUCGGCCACAAUACUACGGUCACAAUCCUAACCUAAAGCUACAUCCGGAACUGUUUUUGCUCGGGUGCACUUUCCAUAUCAUUGAGUACGAUGAGCUGCACAGCGCGGACGAGAUCGACGAAUGGAAGAUGAUCAUCAAGAAUCAUGGUGGUGAGAUCGAGUCGUACUAUGGGCCGAAGGUAACGCAUGUACUGUGCCGUACGCAACGGCACGGCGUAGUGAUGCAGGCCAUUCGCGAUGCUAAGCGUUGCAUUACCUCGUACUGGUUGAAUGAUAUCGUGUUGAAACGACAGUUGUUGCCACCGUGGCAGGCACUGCAUCUGCCAACGCCGGCCAUUUUCGGCAAUCAAAAACCUGCUACCAAGCACAACAUGUCCAUCACCGGCUUCGAGGGUGAGGAACGGAUGCGCAUUAAGCAAAUGAUCGAAGAGUCCGGGGCACGCAUGACGCCGUACUUCUCCAAGUCGAACACCGUGCUGAUCUGCAGGCAGAUCGAAAAUCAGAAGUAUAAGUUCGCUAAAGAGUGGAACAUACCAGCGGUCAACACAGUGUGGUUGAGCGAUAUACUGCUGGGGAAUUUAAAUGCGAUGCAGCAGUGCGAAGCGCCCAAGUAUCAACAGUUUACCCUUAGCUGCCACUUCCGCGUCGACUACAAUCUGGUGAUGCAUUUAAUGACUGCGUGGAAAUCACCGAUAAAUCUUACUCAGGAAUCGCAUGAACGUGUAAAACGAACCCUCAGCGAACUGCAGCCACCCAUCACUGGGACGAAGAAGCAACGCACUCUACCACCGAUGGAGUCUAUUCCGGCGGAGAUCGUUUGCCAGCGGCAACCGGCUGCCGAUGCCAUACCGCACGUACUGUUUUCGCAGGUUGAUAACAGUGAGGGUCUCACGCGCGCUGUAACAACACUCGGUGGAAAGGUGACAAACAGCCCGGCAGAAGCAACCCAUCUGGUGAUGACACGAGUCGCUCGCACGGUGAAACUGAUCCUAGCCCUGGCGACUACGCGGCAUCUAGUGAGCAGCAAAUGGGUAUCGGACAGUGCAGUAGCGGGCCAAUUUCUACCGCUCGAUAAUUACCGGUUGGAUGUAAGCGAACUAAACGAGCAGUUCAAGUGCGAUCUUCACCAAGUGCUGGAAGCUACCGGCCGUAACAAACUGUUCGAGGGCAAAGUGUUCUUCGUGACGCCGCAGGUAAAACCGGCGUGCAAGGAUGUGCGGCAGAUGAUUGAGUUGGGCGGUGGGGUGGUGGAAAAAAAUCCCCGCACAAUCAAACGGAUACGGGAGGCGAACGCGGAAAAACCGGGCAGUUAUGUUAUUAUUAGCUGCCCGGAGGAUCGCGUCAUCAUUCAGCCAUUCAUACAGAAGACCAAACACGCGGUAUGUCAAAUUUGUACCACCGAGUACGUGAUGCAAUCCAUCAUGCAGCAACGUUUGGGUAUAGAACCGCACAUUAUUAAAUGGGAGCUCGGGUCUUAGAUGCUGCCCAUUUGCGUACGAUCGUGAACGAUCGCGCUCGGUAAUCGUGAAUGGCGUGAGGGCAGUAAAUCAGCGAAAAAUGGAAACACUAUACAGAGUAUCUAUGUGGGAAGCAGGACAUAUAAAUGCUUUGCUGAACGGGCGUCACUAUUGUAACCAUGUGUUAAGUGAGCAAUAGGGCUACAAAAUCAGAACGGGAAAGCAAUGAGCGCAAUGUGACUAUCAACUGAGAGAGAGAGAGAGAGAGAGAGAGAGAAAAUUUGUGUGUAAAAGUAAAUAUUUUAAGUUAAAACCAUCAAAUCUCACCACAGAUGGAAUCAUGGAAGGUUAAUAAUAUAUUGUAUAUGUAAACACGUGUAAAGAGUUCUAGCAUUUGGUCGAAGAUGAAUAAAAUACUAUAGAUUUGAUUGCGAAUGAAAUUAACUUAUCAAUGUUGAUUGUGUCCUUUCUUUGUUCUACCGAUUCUCGUUUUCGAGCGAUUCUUCUGGAAAGUUUAUAUACAUCAACCAUGCUUACUUACUGUUGAUUGUUAGAAUUUCUGCUUCACUAAAAGUUUGAUGUUUAUACUGCUUCUCCACGCGUCCUCCGAGUCGGGAUGAAGACGUAGUUUUUUUUUGCUGCAGGUUGUAGUUAGUAUUGAUAAGAAGUUUAAACGAGAGUCAAAAUUACUAAACAAGAACGAAUGCUGAUUUAUAAAUUAACCAAUGCUAAUCAGCUUGUCGAAAUGAGCGAUAGAACGAAUCGUUGAAUUCUAUCGAACCCAAAGCUCCCUCCUCAGUAGUCCGAGGUGGGAAAUGUAUCAUGUUGACCAGACACUAAAUGGUGGCGCCUUGAAGUUACCUAACAAGAUGAAACAAUCUUAGCAGCAAGACUGAAACUGGAUAGUGUGACAAGAGCAACAACAAAACCAAACAAAAAAAAAACACAUUUAUAAAGAGCAGCA